This is a messenger RNA of Manis pentadactyla (Chinese pangolin), 9881 nucleotides long. It is a transcript of the gene CACUL1, whose product is annotated as CDK2 associated cullin domain 1. The record is from RefSeq and is a predicted model, not a curated record. Gene Ontology annotation, biological process: ubiquitin-dependent protein catabolic process. The coding region runs from base 620 to 1738 and encodes 372 amino acids. Gene Ontology annotation, molecular function: ubiquitin protein ligase binding. The transcript is spliced from 9 exons. Lineage: Eukaryota; Metazoa; Chordata; Mammalia; Pholidota; Manidae.
UGUGCGACGAACAGUAAAUCCACAGACCGUAAGAAAAACACUGCCGAAACGCGAAAGCUGUGCUACGGAGACGAGCGCCCGAACUCGGUCGCUUAGGUAACCAGGCAGAACGCGCACGCGCAGCCAAACUCUAUCGCGUGGAGCCGCGCCGGGGGCGGGGCCGAGGAACGAUCUCUGACUUAUAUCUCUGCCGCACUCAGAGCUGGGCCAGCAGAAGCGGAGUAACCACCGCCCUUCUGCGUUGGGUGACUUACUGUUCCCGCCCCUUUUCGCUUUGCUGUCUCUCGGCCCGUUCCUCUCACCACGUGCCCUCCUGGCCGCUCCCCCAGCUGCCCUUUCCAACUGUUGGAAGCUGCUGUAAAAUGUCGUGAGCGGCGCUGCCACUUUACGGCUGCCUCUCCCAGACUGGAACCCGGGAGCGCCCACCGCCGUCACUCCUGUCUCUCAUUAAACAGUCGGCCCGGCGGAGAGGGAGAGACCCGGCGCACCGCUGCCCUCCCCGCCGCGCCCGUUCUGGUUUCCGGCGAUGUGAGCUCGAAGAGGCCGCGGUGCCCCCCGGCCCGGGGUUGAGACGGCUGGCAGGUGCCUGUGAGGCGGGAGGGCGCUGGGGGCCUGCAGGAUGGAGGAAAGCAUGGAAGAGGAGGAGGGGGGCAGCUACGAGGCGAUGAUGGACGACCAGAACCACAACAACUGGGAGGCCGCGGUGGACGGCUUCCGGCAGCCCCCACCACCCCCACCGCCUCCCUCGUCGAUCCCAGCCUCUGUUCGGGAGCCUCCGGGGGGGCAGCUGCUGGCGGUGCCCGCGGUCUCCGUGGACAGGAAGGGCCCCAAGGAGGGGCUCCCGAUGGGGCCGUCGCCACCGCCGGAGGCCAAUGGGGUGAUCAUGAUGUUGAAGAGCUGCGACACGGCCGCCGCUGUGGCCAAGGCGGCCCCCGCCCCCACGCCCAGCUCCACCAUCAACAUCAACACUUCCACUUCCAAGUUCUUAAUGAAUGUUAUAACUAUUGAAGAUUAUAAGAGCACAUACUGGCCAAAAUUGGAUGGUGCCAUAGAUCAGCUUUUAACUCAGAGUCCUGGUGACUAUAUCCCCAUAUCCUAUGAACAGAUAUACAGUUGUGUGUAUAAAUGUGUGUGCCAGCAGCAUUCGGAACAGAUGUAUAGUGAUCUGAUUAAAAAGAUAACUAAUCACUUAGAGAGAGUCUCAAAGGAGCUGCAGGCCAGCCCCCCAGAUCUCUAUAUUGAAAGAUUUAAUAUAGCUCUUGGACAAUAUAUGGGAGCAUUGCAGAGCAUUGUGCCUCUUUUCAUAUAUAUGAAUAAGUUUUACAUCGAAACCAAGCUUAACAGAGACUUAAAAGAUGACCUUAUAAAGCUGUUUACGGAACAUGUUGCAGAAAAGCACAUUUACAGCCUGAUGCCUUUACUUUUAGAAGCCCAGUCAACACCAUUUCAGGUCACACCUUCAACUAUGGCAAAUAUUGUGAAAGGCCUGUACACUCUCAGACCAGAGUGGGUUCAGAUGGCUCCAACUCUGUUUUCUAAAUUUAUUCCAAAUAUUCUUCCUCCGGCGGUGGAAUCUGAACUUUCUGAGUAUGCUGCUCAAGAUCAGAAACUUCAAAGAGAACUUAUACAGAAUGGUUUCACAAGAGGUGACCAGUCCCGGAAGAGAGCUGGGGAUGAGUUGGCUUAUAUUUUUUCAGACAGCUCUUCCACAUGUGCAGGCUCCAGAGGGUACAGAUAGUGAAUGUAUUGAAUGUACUUUCCUUCCUGAGAAGAGGACACACUGGAGCUGCAGAGACUGUAUUCAGAGCACAGCGGGGACAUGCAGGAGCUCUGUCACACAGCUGUUCUUGGAAGAGGAUGUUGGACUUCUUACUUGGGCUUGUAAUUUUAAAAAACAAAAAACUUAUAAAAACAAAAAAAAAACAGUCAGUUGCUGCUAGACUUGGGGAUAAUUUUGAAAUGGGACAAUCUUCUAAUGAGUUUAUCUAUAGAUUCCAUGAGGAACAAGCAUCUUGAAAAGUGACUGUUGUUAAGAGAAAUCCGGCAGCCAAAAAUUCAGCAGCGCCCUCCAAAAAUACAAGAGCAGAAGAAACUUUUUUUCCUCCAAAGCACUUGUUUUGUUCAUUUGUGGACUUGGCACUUCCGCAUAGUGUUUUCACACAUCAAGAUCUCUUUUGCUUUAAAAUCAAGCAGAUUGUUACAAUACAGUAUUUUUCACCCAUAACCAAAACAAACCCCUUUGAAAGAGUUGGUCUUUGUUUAGCAUUCAGAGGUUGUGUUAAAGGAAAAUGCUAACUCUGCUUUCACUAUACCUUUUUCCUCCACCAGUUCACAACUUUUUUCUACUCUGUGCCUUGAGCUUUGUGCACUUUGCAACUCUGUGACCAUGUUGUUGAACUCACAAAUACAUCCUUAAAAAGUUUAUGGCAUCAAAGAUUUACCCCAUCACAUCAGGUGUGAUUUCAUGGCAGGAUGCUAGGUAAGUGGGAAAAUAGAAACAUGUUGUGCAUUGGUCCAUUUCCCUCUGCCUCACCAUAGCAUAUUCGUGUUAAUGUUGGGGACCAACUCUUGUAGUACAUUUCCAUUCCCUCUAUUGCUUAACAGGAUUUUGACAGAUGCUGAACUACUGGCAUUAUGCUAAUCUGGGGUGGGCAGUACUUUAGCACUAAAGCUUCCUUUUUAGUAUUGAGAAUUAUCCAAUGGUAAAAGCUGGUUCCUGUGAUGCUCUAGGAAGUAGAUAUGGUUAUUAAAUUCAAAUAUAAUCAGUGGUGUGGGAUUGCUGAUCCAUUUCAUUUUAAAUAGGUGAGAUAGGUACUUUAAAAAAACCCAGUAGUCUACAUCUUUUAAAUGUUUUAGUCGAGUGUAAUAGGGAAGAAGGAGCCCUGCUGGCUUGAGGGUCCCUUCCAGCUGUGGCAAAGCUGUAUUUUUUGUUUUUUUUUCUACACCCACAGUGCUAUUCAGUUGCUUAUAAAAGACUGUUUUUGUUUUUGAAAGUCAAAGAAAAAUAGAAAGAUGUGGCAAGGGAAAGUAUUUGUCUCUCAUUUUGCUUGCAUCUAAAUUGAGCAUAUGCUUGACUCUAUUUGGCUGUGUCAGACUACUGUUUACCUCUUCAGAGAACGUGGCCAACAAAAGAAAAUGUAUCAGGGAUACUGGCACUCUCCUGACUUGCAGGUUUUUCAGAGUUGCCUCUGACAAUUCAGUUUGUCCUUUUUUGGGGAACAGGCUGGGUGGGAAAGUUAGAAGUGUGAUAUUGGGAGCAAGUAAGUCACCUAAUAGAAGUCCUCUGUGCAAUUAUUACUCAGAAGUAAAAGUAAAGAUGAUCAGAUUAAUUUUUUUAAGUACUUAUCAACUGGAGUUAGAAGUCUUUGUGGAGGACUUUGAAUUGGACUCAUUUAACUUGCGUGAGCAUCUUGGAUUGUAUUAGUAAACACUGAAUUACUGUAAAUAUAUACAGUCUCCCACUAUGCCCCGUACAGUUUGAUUUGCUAUACUAAUAACAUUCUGGUAUUAAGGAAGAAUUCCAUUUUAUCAUAAAGUUCCAAAUUUUAUUUUUCUCAAUAGAGUGCUUGCUGCAGGCUUCUGAAUAACACCUGCAACUGAACUUUCUCCUGAGUGGUUUUAAUAAUAUUUCUUAAAGGAAUAAAAUUGGGAUGUCUCUUUAAGUGUGGAUGAACUAUUCAGUAUCCUAAAUGCUUUUUCUGGGAGAGAGUGUUAUUUAGCCAACAAACAGAACUUUCCCAAUAAAAGCAUCGUAUUAUGAUGUGAAUUGGCAUUAAAAUAUUUACAUAUUUUGCAUUAUUAAGUUUAUGGAAAAAUCUUUUAUGUUGUGUUUUGUUUUUUUUUUUUUAUGUGUUAACAAAAGGUAGGCAAAGUUUGCAAAAUUUAGUUUCUCUCAAUUGUUGCACAAUGAGUGCAGCUAGCUGUGGCUCAGGGCUUGGUACUGAAAGCAGUGACUAGAAGGCACUAUAGGAAGAAUGCACACUUUCUCCCAGAGCUUGUGACCUGAUUGUUGUUCAUCAGGGCUAUGGCCCUUUCAGGUCCACUGCAGUAUGAGGAACCUGUUUAUUUCAAAUUGAAAUUGACCUUGCUUAUUUAAUGGGGAUUCUUAACAAAAUUCUUAGUUUGCAACAUGAGAAGAAAUAAGAUUUGCCCUCCAUUUUAUAUUGACCAGCCACAGUUUGCCAGAAAGUGUUUUCUUCUCAUGUUUACUAGUAUUCUUCUUGCCCGUACAGUAUAUAGUUUCUCCACCCCAGUUAAAUGCUUGCCUUUGUGGGGUCCCAAUCACUGAAGACAGAAAAUUGUACACGUAGGCUGACUGUCUCAUUAGUCGGCACACACAGCUGAUUUGGCCAACCUAGCUAAUGUGUGUGCACUAGACCUUCCAAAAGAAAGCCAAUUCAGUCACCUUGAAAUAAUGACAUGUAGAAGUAAAUAGAUGAUCGUUUGAGAGACGGUACUUAUUUUAAAGGUUGGCCUUAAGCUUCAGUAAGUGUCAUCUCAUGUCCUCUGUUGUCAUAGCUGCCUGUAACCCGACAGGAACUACUGCUUUGUUUUCUGUGGGGCUGAAAGCAAAAGCUGGUGUUGUGACUCCUAACCUUACGGUUCUUAGGUUGAGCUAGUGAGAAAAAACACAAAUCUGGAUGCAUGGGUUGUGUGUGAUUAAAUUUUGUGGAAAAUUUACUUUUUUUCUGUCUGUUUGGCAAGUUUGAGGCAGUUCCCCUCCCUUUCUGUGGGGUAUAGGAUGAAAACCAGUUUGUGAAUUAAGUGAGAUUGCAGAAGAAAGGAUGCCAUGGCCAUUAAUGCAUGCAUGUCUCCAGCGCUGCUGCCCCGUUAGGUUGCCACUCCCUGGCUGCAUGCCCUGCUCUCUGUCAAGUUGCAAAUUUGCACAUAAAGAAUUCCUCAGGUAGAGUUCGCAUGUGCACCAUCACCUCUCAGUAGUUUGUAUUGACCGAACAAGGGAUUCCAAAGUGUUUCAGCACAAAAGGAGAACUUUAGGGUGGUGGUCUGUGCAUGUGUCCUAGCAAACGUAAUGGUGAUCUAGGAAACAAUGUUGGUUUCUACGGUUACACGGUGAGCAGGAGCACUUGUAUCAUAGUAUUUAAAGAGUCCUGUUUAAUCUCCCAGAGUGACCCUUCCAGAUUUUGUGUUCUUGUUGAGACUGGCUGUUUUCUUCUGUUUUAUCACAGCUAAUUAAUCCCAUGAUUAUUAUACAAGAGGCAUUGCCCUUGAGCAAAAAUUCAGUCGUUUAAUAAGCAGCUAUUAAAAUAACUGAACAUUGUUUUAUGAAUAUACACUAACCUGAGAUAACUAAAAAACUUCCCAACUAAAAGGCAAAACAGAAAAUACAUUAGCUGUCCAGUCAUUGUUUGUUUGGGUGUUUGGAGUUGACUUUUUUUUUUAUGGUGUCUCAUUGAGAUUCAGAAUAUUAUGUUUACUUUAAUCCAGGCCUGGGCCUCUUUAAGGUGACUUUAAAAUUUAAGAUCAGAAUGUGACUUAACCGACAACGAGGACCUUUUUGGUUGUGGUUAAUUUUCAGUAUGAUUGUAUAAGAUGAAGUUCAUGUUUAUUAGAAGUUAAAAAGGAUCAUAGGAGUUGCUGGAGAAAAGGCUUUCCUAUUACUUUCAUUACCUUGUUGGAAUUUGCUUCGUUUCUGGCCACCAGAAAACAUGAGAGAACUUCUCUUCUUUUCCAAGGGAGACGAUUCCUCCUGGUCCCCACUGUUUACUAACUGAAUCAUUGACACUUUUCCUUCCCCACUGGCAAAGACCCUGUUUUGAACCUCUUUCUGGAGCCAGGCGGCACAAGUACACAUCCUUUUUCUGCUUACGUGGAUGGAGUGGCUGUGGGAGAACUGAAGAAAAUGCUCAUCAGAGGUACAUUGGUAUAGGACCCUGGCAUACACUGUAUCCUGGCCGGUUGGAAAUCACUCUCAUUUCUGGUUGGACUGCAUUGUUUAGAAAAAUGUUAAUGUCUUACAAUUCUGGGAAAUUUGUAGUGUGACUCUGGGGUGAAUUCUGUGGUUUGAAACAAAUUAAUAUUUUGUAUUGAUUCUGACAUGUCAUUUCAAUGUUGUGACUAUGUACUAAAUGCAAUAAGACUGUGGAUGUUCUCUUAGAAGAGUAGGUUUUGUUAAACAGAUGGCAAUUUAAUUGCUGCCAUCAGUCCUGUUUGUUAAUAUUGCAGCCAUGUAAUUCAGGAGAAAUGAUUCAAAUGUGAAGUAGUGGGGAGUUAUGGCUGGAAACAGGAAUGCUUAUGAGUAAAUGGGAGGUCAAAUGCAGACGAGAGGCUUUGCCACCCACCAGCAUGGCCAGAGCAAGAAUGAAGCAAUGAAAUCUAGCCCCUGGUGGUGCUUGUUGGAAAGCAUGGUGGAGUUCAGAAAAGGGUGUUCUGUAUAUCAACUUUUUUAUUAACCAAGAAAAACAAAACAGUGGAUGAAACUUUUAUUGACCGGGGGUUCAAAGCCAGCAACUUUGUCUCUGACCUUUAACUCUUGAUGGACUUUGAGUCACUACUUCUGUAUUAGAGUGUGUACCAUCACUCUAAAAUGUUGUGGUUAAUGAAAUAAAUCUUGUACAGAUGUCCUUGGCCUUGUUAUGUUGAUACCUGGUUCGCUGGAAACUUUGUUGCAAUACAGACCAUAUGAUUGGGCUUACAGGCACAUUCAUAAUUUCUCCUACAGGAGAAUCAUCCUCAGCAUGUCUUUCCCACUGUGGUUAAUUAGCCCAUAGGGUGGACUGUCCAUCUUGACCUCUGUACCAGUGAUCUUAAAAAGUAUGUGUUUAAUUAUAUACCAUAGUUACUUAUUCUAUAUACAUAUAUAGUAUAUAUACAUAUGUGCAUACAUAUGUAGUUUUUCUUUUAUAAACACUGGCCUAUUGUGGACCUUUCUGAUGUGGGAAUUUUUUUGCAUUGGCUGUACCAUGCUUUUUAGAAAUAAUUCCUUUGUGUUUUCUUGCUAUGGAAUUAGUAAUAUCCACUAGGUUUUUUAUAAUCCUGUGUAAUUUUAGUUUCCCUUGGUUUCUCUUAAGUGUCCUUCCUUAUAGUGUUCUCAGAGUGCGGAUUCUCAUCUCUUUGUUGAAGCCUAAGCUGUAUUGUUACGGCAUCUACUUUUUGAUUACCACCCACAGCAGGAUUCAGUGACUUUAUCUUUUUUCUCUGCAUUGAAAUCACCUGACAGUUUCUUUCUUCAGCUUUUUUCCCCCCAGCCAAAUAGGGAGCUGUUUAAAACCUUUCCUUUUUCUUAGCAGGUUUCUUUUACUGAGUAUAAAAGUUUUCUACUAGUGCCAGUUAUUUGCAUGUGUUUAUGUGUGAUUAAUUUAUUUCCUCUAUUGGCCUAUUUCUCAAUAAUACAAAGUUAUAAUAUUUAAUAGCACAGCUAAUAAAUUAGAUCUGAUGGAGAUAUAUAUAUAUAAAAUUCCCUUGCAGCCUCCAGUAAGAAAAUAAACAUUUUUUUGCAAACCAAAUCUAACAUUGUGUUUAAGUAUAACAAAUGAUGGCUUAAUUUGGGUUUAUCUCAGGAAUGCAAAGUCAUUAAUAUUAGGAAAUCAAUUAAUGUGACUUAUCUACUAAGGGAUUAAUGCUGUUAAUGAUCAAAUUGUGAAAAUCUAGAGUCUACAAGGCAAAUUAGAAGACUAGAGAGUUUAUCAGAGUUUGCUGGAACAAAAUGAGUAUGCAAAUGUCAAUUACAUUUUCAUGCAUCACUUAUAAGCAGUAAUGGCUCUUAAAUUUUUUAAAUGUAAUGAAGAAAUAAAAUUUAUUGUAGGAACAAAAAGACACAAAGAACCUAAGAAUAAAUCUUAAUAAAAAGUGUAUAAGCCUUUUAAUGAGAAAAUUAUUUUUUUUAAAAAGCCACCUUUAUUGAUCAAAUAAAUGGAGAUACUGCAAUGGGUAAAGAUCUGGUGUCAGUUCUUUCUCCAAAUUGGUUAACAGAUUAAUGCAGUUCCAACAAAAAAUCCCAGUGGUUUGUAAUGUGAUGCUUGACAGGCUGAUCCUAAAAUAUACAAAGGGCCAAGGAUAUCCAAGACAUUCCCCCCAAGAAAGAAGAAUGAAGUGUGCAGGAAAGAGGAAUCACUACCAGAUAUAAAACUUACUGUAAAACAUAGUGGUUGAAACAGUGUGGAAUUGGUACAAAAAUUACAAGUCAAAUGAAUGAACAAGAAAAAAGAGCUUGGAAACUGACUCAUUCAUGUACAGGAACUUUGUUUUUAAAAGGGCAGCCAUUGCAAAUCAACAGAGAGGAGGAUUAUUAUUUAAUAAAUGGGGCUUCAGUAAUUCUUCAUGAAAAAAAAAAAUGAAGCAGUCUUUUAAGUUUUUCCAGGUGCAAAAGUCCAUCUUAGGUGGAUUAAAGAUUUACAUAGGAUAGCUACAACUAUAAAACUUUCAGAAGACAAUAUUGAAGAAUGUUUUUAUGACUUUGGGGGAGUGAAGGAUUUUGUAACAAGAUUGAAAAUGUAAACCAUAAAUUUAAAAAUAAUUUGGCUACAUUUGGCUUUUCCUGAUUUUGAACUUCGCUAAAGAUACCCAGGCUGUUUCACCCCUGGUGAGGCAUAAAGCUCAACACUGCGCCUGCUGCUCUGUAGAAUACCACUGCACACAUGAAGUUCACUGAUGCAUUAUGUUGUGGAUGGGCAUUUGGCUCUCUUUCCCUCCCUUUUGGUUAUUACAAAUUAUGCUUUCGUGACAAUACUUGCACAUAUUUCCUGGGUGUAUACACCUGUAACAUGAGAUUCUCUAAGAGCAUAAACCCUGGGCUAUAAGCUAUACCUGUGCUCAACUUCACUAGAUAAUACUGUUUUCCAAAGUGGUGGUACCAAUUUACACAUCAAUGUAAACCAAAGUUUCUGUUGUCACAAUCUCUCCAGUUGUUGGUAUUUUCUGUAAACCAUUUGACCAUUGAAAACACAUCAGUUCUUGAGUUAAUGUGCAAAUUGGGUGCAAAGCCAAUCCAAAUGCCACAGAGUAAUUAUUUUGUAAUGUAAAUUAAAAAUUGAUAAGGAAGUGUAUAAACAAAAAAAUAGGAAAAUCUUCAUUGAAGGGGGGAAAAGAGUAACCUGCUGUACAAAAAACCAUUUUUUUAAAACUGCAAUUAAGUUUUCAUACUGGUAUAAAAAUAGACAAGUUAAUGGAAACAGUUUUUAAAAAAUUGAAAGACUCAACUACUUUUAAGAAUUUAGAGUUUGUUAUGGUGGCUUUUUGAACUAAUUCUGACCAUGAUGGGUUAUUCAAGAAAAGGUGGUAGGUAUAACUGGAGAAAAUUUCUUCCCAUCAUACCAUUCACCAAAAGAAAUUCCAGUUGGACUAAAAAUUAAAAAUAAGUUAUAAAAACUAGAAUACAAGAUAGUUAAUAUUUUCUUGGGGUUGCAGAGGUUUGUUCUAGGGAUAUAAGCAAUGGCAUGAAGUAUAGAAGCCUGUGCAAACCAGUCAACUGACCACACUGUAGAGCACCACUCCCAGCAUGUGUGUAUAUACAUAUAUAUUUUUAAAUUUAUGUACUGUACUAAUACAUGUAAGAGAGAAUUUAGACAAAAGAGGUGAAAAUGUUUAAAAAUAUUUUUUGUGUGUAUUGUAAAAAAAAAAUAGCUUUUGUUCUUCCUAAAAAUUUUUCUCUUUUUAGGGAGACCCAUAUGAUUAAAAAUGCUUCAUUAUUUUUGGAACACCUAGUUAUAACACUUUAUGAUAAAAAUAACUUAUGUCUGUUUCUAAUGUAAGUUUAUUUUGAUGUUGGGUUUUAAUGGCUAUUGUACCUAAAAAAGCCACUUCGUUAAAAUCUGUAGUUCCAAAUGAUUGUGCUUACUGAAAAACUGCUCAUUUUUCAGUUCCAUCCACUCUUAAAAAGUGUUUGUUGAAAUCUUUAUAAUAAAUUUCCAUCUUUCUCACUGUCA